GUGGUUUAGAUUAAUAUUUAGAAAACUAAUGUAUAUUCUGUGUCUUAAAAUAUUAUGAAAAUGACAAAGCCUUAAUUGGAAAAUUUAAUGUGGAUCAGAUUUUGUUGAAAACAACAUAAUGGGAGGAAUUAUAAUGCUCCUGUGGAAGAAAAGACUGAAAUUCAUUGUGUUUUUCAUGCUGUUCUUUGCAGCAUCAGUAUACAUUUUAAAUGUUUCCUAUUUGAUCCUGGAAUGUUCAAAUGCAAAUGCUAAUAGGAACUGGCAUGACAUUCGAAUGAACAGGGCUGGAGAGUGGACUUGUACAGAGAAAACCAAUUUUGUCUUCAUCAAGUGCAUGAAAUGUGCAACAGAGACCAUGGGAACUAUAAUCAGGAGAUUUGGUCUCGUGCGAAACUUAAAUUUUGUCGUUCCAGUCAAGAACAACAUUUACUUAGGAUGGCCUUUCUUAAUUGAGGAGCUGGAUUAUAGACCAUCUAAAAGGCCUUUUAACAUUUUAAUGGAGCAUGCAAUUUAUAAUCGCACCAGAAUGGCAAAAAUGAUGCCAAAUAAUACCCUAUAUGUAACGAUUAUCAGGGAACCUUGGCGCAGACUGACUUCUUCUUUUUCGUACUUUAGUCUGGGUUACAUCGUGGAGCCCCCUGUCAACUUCAGUACGUAUGUUCAGGAUAUCCAGAAAUACGAUGAAAUUUAUAAACAACCGGAGAAGAAAGCCUGGAGGUUCUGCUUUCCUAAUGGAUUCUCUCCAGUCCAGAAUUUAAUGGCACACUGUUUAGGUAUGCCUGUGGGAUUUCCGGCUGGCCGGAAGGAUAUAUCUUUGAAUGACACUGCAAUUAUACAGUAUAUCCAGGAACUCGAUACCCAGUUCUCUCUUGUCAUGAUCGCAGACUAUUUCACUGAGUCAUUAAUUUUACUCAGACGUCUAAUGUGUUGGACUUUUAAGGAUAUUUUCUAUCAUAGCAGUAAUGUUGGAAAACAUAAACUACAUGACAUUGUACCAACUGAGGAAGAAUUCCAAAUCUAUUUUAAUUUCAGUAGAAUUGAUUUUCUUAUUUAUGAACAUUUUAACAAAUCUUUUUGGAUGAAAAUUCAGAAACAGGGUUCCGAUUUCUUUGACGAAGUCAAUCAGUUUAAAGUAGUGCAGCUAUUAAUAGAAAGGUUUUGUUUUAUUGAAAACAAUGCUAACUCCAAGGGACAGUUUCUAGUUAUUCCAGAGUCCAAGUUUAAUGAGGAACUAACUAUUUCUAGUGAGGACUGUUCCUUUAUGACCAGAUAUCUGUUACAGGAUAUAAGAGACCAGUAUAACCAAGUCGAGCUAGGGGGAUAUAAAUCAAUGUUCUGGUAUGCCAAAGAACCUGAGAAUGGGGAGUUACCAAAGAGGGGGUGUUCUUUUCCUCUACCAUAGAACUGGGAGGGGGUAUCAUCCAGGAUGUUUACAAACAUAUUAUAAGAGCAUUGCACAUGCAGAUUUUUCUACCGGUACAUGUAAUAUUUGUAAAUAAAAUACAGUCAAACCUGUAUUUAGCACCCACAAAACAUUAAAAGUGUAAAUUACAUUCAAACCUGUAUUAAGAACCCACAAAACAUUAAAAGUGUAAAUUACAGUCAAACCUGUAUUUAGCACCCACAAAACAUUAAAAGUGAAAAUUACAGUCAAACCUGUAUUAAGCACCCACAAUGAACAUUGAAUGGUAGUGAAAAUACAGUUUCACUAAUGUAUUUAGCAGUCAUCUGCAGGGACUAUUAAAAUUCAGUGACAUUUAUAUAGAGGUUAUCUUUGAUAAGAGGUUCAUCUGUUUUAAGAAAAUUUCUGAUUCCAGUUUUAUGUUUGCUCUUUGUUUUACAAUGCUUUAUCAAAUACAGAAUUGUAAUACAUGUAAUAUAAAAACAAAUGUCAAAGUGUUUAAAUUUUUUUUUUAAUUUUGGUCCCAAGAUGUGUUGUUUUUGAGAUAAGUUAAAAUUUAAAUUGAGUUCAAGGAAAUUGACAAAACCAAGAAAAAUAUGUCGAAUAUAAAAGGGUAUUAUAAUUAUCCUUCUGUUUAAACAUUAUAACAAGACUAAAAAUUUUUCAAAUGAUUAAUUUUAUGCAGUGAAUCAAAUGUAAUGUUAUAUUUUAUCAGAACUGCAUUUUUGAAGAAAAAAAACUGUAUAAUAACAAAACAACUGUAUGUUGCAUGUACUCUGCGUUAAUCAAGGAAGUAUCAGAUUUACAGAAAGUCUGAGCAAUGAGGCUUAUUGAGUCUUACUUGGGAGAAUUUCUCCACUUCAUCAAGUCACAUUGUCUAUACAAUACCAGUCAGGAUCUCUUUGUGGAAUACAUGGGGACAUUGUCAAGAUCCUGGGUCUGAAUUAGGGUUAAUUAUUACGGGUAUGUGUAUACACAGACACUUCUAUGCGAAUAGAGAAUGCGAAACUGUGAAUGACAAUUAUGAGGUAUCAGAUAGUUGAUUAUCUUAUCCAUUAAAGGACAUCAUUAAAACUUUUAAAUAGGAUUCCAUUUCCAUAAUUUACAGGUAUAGCAAAUGGAAUUGGGCAUGCAGAUUUGUGAAAUAAUAAAAAAAAGUCUAAUGAUAUUUGUUUUAUGCUGAUUAAUUAGUUUUUUAAAAAAAUUUGGUUAAGAGCAACCUUGUUUGAGUAAUUUAAAACCCCAAAAAUUAAAUUGAUAUGAUUAUUUAAUCAUUUAAUAGUUUUAAUCAAGCCAAUUAUAUUUUUCAUGAUCUUGUCAUCCUAUACUGACAAUACUUGCAUUAUGUACUUUGCAGACUCUAGAUGUGAUAAGGUAAUUUAACAAAAUGGCUGCUAUAGUUAGGGGAAAAUAAAAUAGAAUUUAACGACCACUGAAUGUGUUAUGCUGGUGACCGCUUAGCCCUUAAUAGAACUACAUUACAUAAGGAAAUUUUAUUGAGAGGAAACGAAAUGACCGCAUAAGACAGGUGAUGGCUGGAUAGAGGUGACUGCCAUGACAAGUUUGACUGUAACUUACAUAUGGGAAAUUUCAUGAUUUUGUUUCCCAUUAACUGGAGUUUGGACAUGCAACUUUAAAAGGGGGCGAAAUGAAUUCAG
This is a messenger RNA of Saccostrea cuccullata (small rock oyster), 3060 nucleotides long. Its product is annotated as galactosylceramide sulfotransferase-like. The coding region runs from base 119 to 1402 and encodes 427 amino acids. Gene Ontology annotation, cellular component: membrane. The record is from RefSeq and is a predicted model, not a curated record. The transcript has a single exon. Lineage: Eukaryota; Metazoa; Mollusca; Bivalvia; Ostreida; Ostreidae. Gene Ontology annotation, biological process: glycolipid biosynthetic process. Gene Ontology annotation, molecular function: galactosylceramide sulfotransferase activity.